AUGAUGAACAAGAGAAAUAAUAUUAUUUCAAAUAUCAAAAAAUAUCCUAGAUGCAAUAAUUACGUAAAUAAAAGCUUUAUCGUUGAAUAUAUUUCAACUUUAAAAAUGUACAACAAAAGAGAGAAAGAUAUUAUAUUAAAUUCUUUUAUAAAAUUAUUCAUAUUUGUUCUUUUCAUUCUGAUGUUACAAUGCUCUUGUAAUUUGGACUCUGGCAAAUCUUUGAAAAAAAGUAACGUAGAAAACAUGCCACAUUUAGGAAAUGAAAGAUCUCUAGCAGAAAGUGAAGAUACAGUAAAAGCAAAUGAACAAUCAGAUAUGAAUGUAACACAUAAAUUACCAUGUAAUAAUCAAGGGAUUGAAAUAAAAGUAUCUUCACAAUCAGAAAUGGGACAAAGGAAUAAUGGAGAGCGAGAUUAUAGUGUGAUAGAGAAUUUAGGAGAAGGCAAUAGUGCAGAACAAGGAAUUGGAAGAGAAAAAAUAGAUAAAAAUGAAGAAAGAAAUAUUAAGGAAAGAAUUUUAAAUAUUGUUAAAGGUAAUUUAGAUAUAUUCUUCUUAAUUAUUAUUUAUAUAAUAUCAGCUACUUCAGUAGUAAUAUGUAACGUUCAAUAUACUGAGAAAUGGAAUAAUAAUUUAUAUGCAACAUCUGUUUUAUUGAAUGUUAUAUCUUUUAUGCUUAUCUUAAUUUUUUUAAUAUAUGAACAAAUAAAAAAAAAAAAAUAUAAAAGAUGUUUAUAA
Messenger RNA from Plasmodium relictum, 735 nucleotides. Its product is annotated as Plasmodium exported protein, unknown function. The transcript is spliced from 2 exons. The coding region runs from base 1 to 735 and encodes 244 amino acids. The record is from RefSeq and is a predicted model, not a curated record. NCBI's taxonomy places the organism in Eukaryota, Apicomplexa, Aconoidasida, Haemosporida, Plasmodiidae.